This is a messenger RNA of Leptopilina heterotoma, 1491 nucleotides long. RefSeq names its product piggyBac transposable element-derived protein 3-like. The transcript has a single exon. The record is from RefSeq and is a predicted model, not a curated record. Bases 1 to 1491 code for a protein of 496 amino acids. Gene Ontology annotation, molecular function: sequence-specific DNA binding. NCBI's taxonomy places the organism in Eukaryota, Metazoa, Arthropoda, Insecta, Hymenoptera, Figitidae.
AUGCCGCCUAAAAGGAGGUCAGAUACAAUAUCCGAAAAAACGAUUCCUUCCAAAACACGACGAAGCGGAACAAAAUUUUCACUUCGCGACUCUAUCGAAUAUGAAGAGUGUGAUGAAUAUAUCAAUGCCAACAUAAUUCCAUCUGCUAAUGAUUCUGGGGAAUCUAAUUUAGAUGAUGAAUCAGAUUGUGAGUCCGAGAAUAAUUUUUCUGAGGCAGAUGACAGUUUUUCUUUUGAAAACAAGAUCAUGCUAAAUCAAAUACAAAAGUCUAAAAUAUUGAGUAGUACUCCGACUGAGUUGUUCGAACUCUUUUUCUCAUUAGACCUUAAAAAUCAUAUAGUCAACUGCACAGAAAAAAAUGGCUACAAGAUGUCAAUUACUGACUUCAAUGUUUUUGUGGGUAUAAUAAUAUUCACAAUGUAUAACAAACGAUUGUCGCAAAGAGAUUAUUGGUCCCGAGAACCACAUUUAAAAGCUGAACCAGUAUCAUCGUCAAUGUCUCGCUUAAAUUUUGAAACGAUAAAAUCAAAAAUUAAAUUCCAUCAAUCAGAGGAUCAAAAUGAUGCUGACAGAGUCUGGCGUGUGAGAACGCUUAUAAACAUUUUUAGAAAAAAUCUCAUUCAGUUUGGGAUAUUUUCCACUGCACUAUCCAUUGAUGAGAUGAUGCUUAAAUUUUAUGGAAGGUCUGUAUUAAAGCAAUUUAUAAAGGGAAAACCCAAAAGGUUCGGUAUAAAAUUAUGGGCUCUCUGUAGUUCUAACGGUUUUCUUUUUGAUUUUGACGUAUACUGUGGUAAAAGUAAUCAGAAAACUGAAAAGUUAGCAAAGUGUGCACUUGGUAGUCGUGUAGUGGUGAAUAUGCUACAAGUAGUUUUUUCUACUGUAACUUUACGCAAACGAGACCAACUGCAUAUCUACUUUGACAACCUUUUUACUUGUCCGGAUCUGCUCGUUCAUUUAAAAAAAUAUGGACUUGUUGCUACUAGCACAGUCAGAGCAAACAGAGUGGAAGUCAAAAAUGCAGUUACGGAUAAAGAUGAAAGAGGGAAGUUUGAAGUCAAAUGUGAUAAACAAAGUGGCAUAAAUUUUAUCACAAUUAUGGACUCCAAACCAGUCUCCAUCUUAUCCAGUGCAGUUGGUGUCACACCUUCAGGAACAGUAGAACGUCGUGUAAAGGGUCAAAAAGAAAGGAAAGAACUGAAAUUUCCAAGAGCGUUUAUGAUUUACAAUCAGUUUAUGGGUGGUGUUGACCUACAUGAUCAAAGGUGUAACGCAAUAGAGCCGACUAUUAGAUCAAAAAAGUGGACCUGGACAAUUUUUGUUCGGAUGAUACAGUCUGCAAUGACGAAUGCUACAAUAUUGUACAACCUUUGCCACGAACACAAGGUUAGUACAAAAUUUGUAGCUAUGUCAGUAGGUAAGGAAUAUUUGAAUCGAUCAAAGGUAAGUAAACCAGAUCUUCAUGAAACUGAACAACAAAAAUUACCUCGAUAA